Molossus molossus (Pallas's mastiff bat) is the source of this 805-nucleotide messenger RNA. It is a transcript of the gene CLEC9A, whose product is annotated as C-type lectin domain containing 9A. Gene Ontology annotation, biological process: receptor-mediated endocytosis. The record is from RefSeq and is a predicted model, not a curated record. The transcript has 5 exons. Gene Ontology annotation, cellular component: cell surface; membrane. Lineage: Eukaryota; Metazoa; Chordata; Mammalia; Chiroptera; Molossidae. The coding region runs from base 12 to 629 and encodes 205 amino acids.
GGUGUGCAGUGAUGGUAAUAUCAUGUAUUUUCUGCGUGGGCUCAUUAACAGCCUCCAUUUUCUUGGGUAUUAAGUUGUUCCAGGUGUCAGCUAUUGCAAAGAAACAGCAAGAAAAACUCAUGGAACAGGACAAAGCACUGUUGAACUUCACAAAGUGGAAGACCAGCCAUGACCUCCAGAUAAAACACUGCCAAACCUUGCUGCAAAACUCUUUCAGUUCAGCUCCUAACUGCAGCCCUUGUCCAGACAACUGGAUUCAGAAUGAAAAAAGUUGUUACCGUAUCUUUGAAAAUUGGAGUAUUUGGAAAACCGGUAAAGAGAAUUGUUUGAAGGAGAGGUCUAAUCUUCUACAAAUAGACAGCAAAGAAGAAAUGGACUUUAUUACUGGCAGACUGCAAAAGAUCAGAAGAGGCUAUGAUUACUGGGUGGGACUGACUCAGGAUGGACCCAGCCAGCCCUGGUUUUGGCAAGAUGGCUCCUUGCCUUCCUCUGACCUGUUGCCAAUACAGAGAACUCAGUCAACUCACCGGCUCUGUGGAUACUUCAGAGACAAGGUCCUUUCUUCCUCCAACUGCACCUUUUGGAAAUACUUUAUUUGUGAGAAGUACACGUUAAGAUCCCCUGCCUAAAAGAAGUUCAGUUCGAAGUGAUCUAUUGCAAUAGUAUUUGGAACAGGCCAUUGAAAAACUUACCACAAAAUGCCAAAUAGCAAAAGCAGAAGUAAACCUAUGUGUGGGCUAAACUAGCUAGCUGGGACUCAAAACUCAAGUUUGCAUUUACACUGGGUAAUAUUCUUUACUUCCCA